Molecule: messenger RNA, 4951 nt
Organism: Ruditapes philippinarum (Manila clam)
Lineage: Eukaryota; Metazoa; Mollusca; Bivalvia; Venerida; Veneridae
Product: TRAF3-interacting protein 1-like
Exons: 17
Coding region: 163-3015 (950 amino acids)
Biological process (GO): intraciliary transport; cilium assembly; regulation of microtubule cytoskeleton organization
Cellular component (GO): centrosome; axoneme; ciliary basal body
Molecular function (GO): microtubule binding
Source: RefSeq, a predicted model, not a curated record
GCUCGAGGAAUUGAAUUGUGGGAUUGAAUUCCGUACACAUGAAAACAUAGCGUUGAAGACUAAAUUUAAAAAAAGUGAAAUUGUAUAAUUAUUUUGAUAACAAAAUGCUAUUUUAAACAAUUGUUUUUAGAAAGUAAAUUGAAACAAACGGUAGAAACAGACAUGGACCCGAAAAUUGCAAAGAAAACUCAGGAUACCCUGGGAAAAUACAUAAAGAAACCACCGUUGACAGAAAAACUUCUGGCAAAACCACCGUUUCGGUUUCUGCAUGAUGUUAUGACUUCUGUGAUUAAAACAACUGGAGUCAUGAAGGGUCUUUAUACAGAUUCUGAACUGAACUCAGAAAAUGUCAAGGACAGAGAUAGCAAAAUAGCAUUUCUACAGAAGUCAGUAGACUAUGUCUGUGCAGCAACUUCAAAACAGCUUACUGUGAAACCUGCAAAGGUUGUGGCUGGCCAUGAACCAGAAAAAACAAAUGAAUUUCUCCAAGCAUUAGCUCAGGCGAUUAGCUCUAAAGUUGAUAAUGAUGAAGUAUUGGACAGAAUGAAUAACAAAGGUGGUUCUAGUAAGAAAGAAGAAAAGGAGGAGAAAUCAAGAGAUAGAGAAAAGAGUAGUGACAGAAGAAAAAGAGAUGAGGAUAAAAAAAGUCGUGACCGUGGGGAGGACAAAGAGCGAAGCAGAGAUCGUGAUGACAGACAUAAAGAAAAAAGUAAAGACAGAGAAGACAGACAUAAAGAAAAAGAGGAUAGACAUAAAGAUGAUAGACAUAAAGACAGAGAGGAUAGACACAGAGAUAAAGAUAGGGAUAGAGAGAGGGAACGAGAGGGCCGGCACAAAUCUGGCAGAUCUCGGCGUAAAAAUGUGGUUCAUGCCAAUAAAGAUGUGGCAAGUCAUCACACACCAGAUGAUAUUGACACCGAUGUUCUGUUUUCUGAUGAUGAACUUGACCCUUUGUUUGAACCUGGAAACGCCACAUACCUCCUAGACAAGGUUCCUGUGUACAGUGGAGAUAGCGAAGAUGAAAGUCCACCAUGUUAUAAACCAAUCCCUAGACAAGUGUCUACAUACCAAGAGAUUAGAAAAAGGAAAGGAAAAGAUUCAGAUGAAUUGGAUGAUGCAAACAGAAAGGUAGAUAGGAAUGAUAGUAGACACAGAAUCAAAAGACCAAAUGCAGCUCGACUGAGAAGAGGGAGAGCUGAUACUCCACUUAAUAUUGCGAUUCCAGCUGAAGAGCCAUGUACUCCUUAUGGAUCAGUGGAAAACUCUCAUAGGGGAGAUAUUGAUAAAGAUUACCACUUAAAUGAUGAUAUGGAUGCAGUAGUUGAAGCUCUUUUAUCUAAGAAGAAAAAAACAAAGUCAGGGAAUAAUUUAAAUGAUGAUGAUGAUGAUGAUCUUCAUAAUUCUGGUAAAAUUAAUGCAUAUCCUACAACUAGCACCCCUAAAAGUUCACCAGAUAAGUCACCAAAGAAAGAUAGUAAGCAUGUACCUUAUGUAAAUAAAAAUACUGAAACUGUGAAACCAUUGUAUAGAAAUAAAGAUGCAGCUUUGGAGACAGUAAAUCAAAGUCCAAAAACUGUUUAUAUGCCAGAGAAAAGAUCUUCAAAGAAAGGGAUGCAGGUCAAUAGGAAAAGCAGUAUUACAGAACAGGAUAUGAAAAGGACAGUUGAUGUGAAGAAACAAACAUCAAAAGAAAGAAAUGAAAGGAGAUUGGAAAAGAAUGAUUCAAAAACCGGUAGACAAGACAUAGGUGCUGAAAAUACUUGGACUAGUAAAAAAGAGCAGAAACAUAAUGAUGUUUAUAGAGUGAACAGACGUAGAUCAAGAGACCUUGGUAGCGAUGACAGUCCAAGUGACCAAUAUGCUAGUCCAAAGAAACAUAGGGACAAGGUUAAAUAUAGGAAUGAUGAUUAUGCCCAUGAGAAAAUGAAGUCUAAGCAUCAUGAAGAAUACCUUUCUGAUAAAACUGACUCUGAUCAAAAACUUGAUAGAUCUGACACUAAAGAAGUAUACUAUAAGAAAAAGCGGUCUCAUGGAAUUGGUGACAGGAGGAAAAGAAGUAGUUUUACUUCGAUUUCCGAUAAUAGACAGCAGAGAAGAGAAGAAGAAGGUAAAGAGAAUGAUGCUCCGAAAGAAAACAUGGUGAACGGAGACCAUAAACCUAGUGAUGCACCUGCAAAGAUGCAGAGACCUUCGUCAGCGAAAGGAUCGCGAAGGCGAAUGGAAGCUCCAGUGACUUUUACAGAAGGAGGCAAUUUAAGCAGUGACGAAGAUGUACCAGCACAAAGACAAGAACCAACCCUAGGGGAGGAUGACCUUCCCCCACAAGUUACUGGGAGGUUGGCACGUCCAAGCAGUGCGAGACCUGCUCCCCCAAAGAGAAAGGAAGACACGGUGCAGAGUGAACCAGCAAUGAGGUUAGGGAGUGGUAAACCACAGAAUCUGAUUCUAGAUGAUGGUAAAGAUUCAGACGAGGAUGAGACAUUUGUUGUAGAAGAUGCUCAACCUCAGCUUGAAGAACCUAUUGAACAGCAAUCUGCACCCCUGGCAGAUGAGGAUGAUGAAGAUCAUGGGGGCCUGGUGAAGAAAAUUAUGGAGUCAAAGAAAGAAUAUGAACAACCAAGGGAAACAAAAAUCGAUCGACCAACCAUAUCUGAUGCUCAACGUCGUAAACAACGUGAGGCAGUACAACGUGAAAUUGAUAAACUCAGGGGAAGUAUUCAAACACUUACACGUAGUGCUAAUCCACUUGGUAAAAUAAUGGACUAUGUUCAAGAAGAUUUAGAUUCCAUGCAGAAAGAAUUAGAAAAAUGGAAAGAGGAAAAUAAGGAACAUGGUUUAGCUUUGAAGAGAGAAAAGGCGAUAACGGAGCGAGCUGUAGAACCAUUGAGAGUACAGUUAUCUGAGGUAGAUCAGGCCAUAAAGGAUCAGUUAGACCUCAUUGGUGCUGUCAAGUCAAAUAUCAUCCGAAAUGACCAGAAAAUUGAGAAAAUGUUACGGACAAUAGCAAAGUCAUGAAAUCCUUGAAACUUUUUUUUUUAUAGUAUUUGAUCUGUUAUGCUUUUGCAUUUUUAUUCUAGCUCUUUUCAGAAAGUUUGAGGAUACAAAAAAAAAAACACUAUAGCUCUUUUCAGAAAGUUUGAGGAUACAAAAAAAAUCACUAUAUUCCUUGUUAUUCCAUAAUCCAGGGGAGGUAAUUCAUAUGGGUAUAUGUAAUUUUGAUUAUUUUUAGAGCUUAUUUCAAAUCAGUUAAGACAUUCUCCAAUACAAAGGAGUUAGACAUUCUCCAAUACAAGGGAGUUUAUAUUAUAAGUUGGAAUGCCCUUAUUUUUACAAUUGGUUAGUCGUUAAAAUUUAGGUGGUAUAAUUAUAAACAAUGGAGUGAUAGUUUUAAUGUUGUAUAAUAUAGAAGUAAAAAAUUUUUGUUUGGUAGAAUAUACUUUACUGAAUGAGCAGAAGUGUAUACAAAUGCGGUGAUUACAUAAAAUGGCAAAUGUAUGCAAAGCUUAUUCUCCCAGAUUAUUUUUUUAAGCUAAAAAUUUGAAAUCCAUGAUAUAGGAAUUGGUAAAUUACUCGUCUUGUACAAGUUUUUUAUUUAUAUAUAUAUGGCAUGUUUUAAGGCAGAAUUUCUAAUAAGAUGCAUUUGCUAUCUUUUCAUUUAUUUCUAUAAAAGGUAUUGUAAUUCUUUUUCGCAGUAGAAUAAAACAAUAGUCUUUAGAUCUUACAUAUAGAAUCUCACAUUCUGUGGUGAAUGAAAACACUUUAUUUCUCAACAAAAGUUCAGUAAAGAGAUAGUCUUUAAAUUGAAUCAUUGGAUUGUUGUUUUUUUUCAAACAAGUUUUGUGUAAAAUAAAGAGUAACAGAUAUAAUGGUCAGAUAUAUAAAGAAUAAAGGAGUCUGGUCAAACUGCAGGCCGGGCUCAAUACCGGUCAUUUAUAUUGUUAUAAACAUAAACAGCAUGUACAGUUAAUAAAGAUAUUCAUUCUUUUAAGAGUGAUUCAAGUGACUUGUAAACAGUGUAUAAAUAUCUGUAGUUACAAGAUUAUUAGUAAAAUGAUAAUAGAAAUAUUAACAAGGUUAACUUGCCUGCCAGAAAAUAUAGAAAUAGGUGCAUAAUUUGUACAAGCAAAAUUAACAAUAAAUUUUGUACAGUGUAUUUUAACCUUCAAGCAUUCAACAGCCUUUUAUAACAUUUGAAAUAUUAAGAAAAAAGUUUGUUAUAUUAAAUAAAGUUAUACCAUACACAGUUUGAAUUUGUAUAAUUGACUGUAUCAGUUUUGAUAUAAGAAGUUAUUAUUGAUAUAUCAACAUCUGACAGGUAGAUCAGUUAACAGUUUAAGGCCUUAAUUGAUUUAUAGUGACAGUAUCGGUCACUCAUUAUUGCCUCUGCCAUUCUAAAUGCUUGCUGAUUUGAUUGUUAUAUUUUGAAGGUAAUUCUGUUACAAUGUUCAUGUACGAAAAAUUGUUUCUGCUAGUAUACAUUGUAUAUACAUGUAUGAUUAUAUCUUAUUUUUGUAUGAUUCACUCAUUUACACACACACACAUAUACAAGGCGUUGUUGUGUUCAGAUCAUGCCUGUGUUUAUAUACUGACAAAUUUUUGUGUAAUCAUCAAGUCUGUGUUUUAUAUUAAGAAAAAAACAUAUUCAAAAAUAUUAGAAAAAAUCUACAACUUUUUUUAUUUACAUAGUGUAUGAAUUAUUUUGAUUCUUAAACUUUUUAUCUGAAAUUAAUUAGAUUUUUGUACAGUGAAUGAGAUAAGGGGGACUACUCUAUGUUGACUGUCAAAUUGCAUUAAAGUUUUAGCCAGAGUUGUCACUCAUGGACCAUUAGUGUCAGUUAUUUUAAGAAACUGAAACUAACUUUUUACUGAAUCUACAUUUUUGUGCCUUGUGAUUAUUCAAAAUUAAUAUAAAAUCUUUCUACAAAAGAAAAUACUUAAUUCUCGGGAUUUU